GUUGGUUGCGAUGACAACUGACGUGCGUAGGUACCUUUUUGAACAGCUCCGUGGAGUAAGAUUAAGAAAGAAAAUUAAUUAGGAAAACAAUGAAGCAGAGUGCUUUAACAGCAACCUCAAAACAAUCGUUGAAGCAAGUAGUGAGUGGCUCAUCAAACCACAACACAUCGAUCCUCACUUUAGAUCUUAGUGGCUCUAAUAGUAAUAUCACUGCUGGAUUUGCACCUACCAGUACCACUACCAGCAGCGCCAGCAGUACCACUGGCACUGCCACUGCGGUUACUAAUACUAGUGCUAAUAUUAACAGUAGUGCUAGUGCUAGAGGACUAGUUACUAUUGGAAGCACUAACAGCGUGGAACAUGUAAGCAAAGGGCACAUAGACACUGGAACCAUACAAGAAACCCGCACAGAACAAAACCCUGAUUUGCAGCAUGAGAAAAUAAUCGUUGAGAGAUAUGAAGGAAAAUUUUUAAAUAACCAGUAUCAUGGCUAUGGUGUUGCACUCUUCUGUGGAGGUCAUAAAUAUGAAGGUCAUUUCAAGUUUGGGAAGAUGGAAGGCAGUGGAACGUAUACAUGGAAUGAAAAAUGUAUAUAUGAAGGUGACUUCACAUGUAAUACAAUUACAGGGCGAGGCAAAUAUAUUUGGCCUGAUGGAAGCACAUAUGAAGGAGAGGUAUUGAAUGGCCUGCGACAAGGCCAAGGUGUAUUCAGGUCACCCACCCGACCCUGCUUAUAUGUGGGAGAGUGGUCGAAAGGGAAGAGACAUGGAAAGGGUAAGGUAACGUACAACAGUGACGGCACAUCAUACUAUGAUGGUGAAUGGAAACAAAGUGAGCUGCAUGGUCACGGUUUGAGACGAUACAGCAGCGGCAAUGUGUAUGAAGGCGAAUGGUAUCAUGGAAAGAGACAAGGCAAGGGGAAAAUGCACUGGGUUAACAUUGGAGAAACGUACACUGGAGACUGGCAUGAUGGGUUUCAGCAUGGAAAUGGUGUGUAUGAAUGGAGGCUAAGUCAUAUUCAGGGAUCCCAGUAUCCAAUAACAAACUCCUACUAUGGGUACUGGAUCAGAGGUCAGUGUGAAGGUUAUGGUAUCUUUUGCUAUGCUAGUGGAGCAAAAUAUGAAGGACAAUGGCAGGACAGCAUGAAACAUGGACUGGGCAAGAUGACAUUCAAGAAUGGGAGCGUACAUGAGGGGCAGUUUCAACGAGACAAGAUUUUGCCAAUCCCUGACUUAGGAGCAGAUGUUAGACACAUGCCUGCUGCAAUGCGAGCAUUCAGCCCCCGAUCAUUAGCAGAGAAACACACGGGUAAAAAAACUGAAGCUGAUGAAGAUAGUCCUGUUGUGACGGAAGAAACCAUAUUGCAGGCUAUUCCGCAACUCCCAAACAUUUCAUCUCAAAUCCACAAGGUUCAAAUUUCUACGACUCGCUACAUUGGGCCUCUGCGAAGCAUAUACAACUUUUAUGCAGAUCUUGGUUCGCCACCCAGUGACAAUUCGAGAACAUCUAUAAUGACAAAAAUGCAGCUAUGGAGACUGCUGUUAGACUGUAGAGUGCACCACAAGCAUUUAAGCCUCGCGAGGAUAGACAAGUUGAUUAGUACACCAACAGGUGGCAGUGGAGAUAGGGAACGUCCUUCUGGAACUGUGCUAUUCCGACAAUUACUAACGUCUCUCGUAAUCCUAGCAUUUCAUUUACUUCAUGAUGAACUCGCCGAAGGUAUAGCUAGCGAAUGCUCUCCCGAUGAAAUGCUUUCCAAAUGCAUGGAGAAGUUAUUGCAAGACCACUUGUUGCCAUAUGCAUGCUGUGUUCAGGGUCAGUUUUACACAGAUCCUGGGUGUCAGGUAAUUGUUGCCAAAUACAUAACAAGGCUCUACAACGUUUACGCUGCACUGUGCUCUGACAUGCAGAGAAGAAGUGGAUAUGUGGAUGCACUGGCAACAGCAAGAAGUUUUAUGCAAUGGCUGCAGAAGCUAGGCAUUCUGCAUCAGUUUCUGACUGCCAAUAGAGUUCUAGAGAUUCUUUCAGUAGGAGAUCCAGCUGUUGGCACUGCUGGAUCUUACAACAUAGAACGAGAGAUGACGUUCCUUGACUUUGUGGAGGCAAUUCUUCUCUGCGCUGAGGAGUGCGGCAGCACCAUAGAUGUGGCAGAGUCCCCGUCUAACGGCGAAUCACAGCAGCAUCUACCUAAUCCAACAUCUACCGACAACACAGUGCGGAACAUUGCAAACGAAUGCGGAACGAUCGUGGAAGGAAUUAACGAGGAGGUUUCUGACACUGAGGACGAUUCUCAUAACGCCACACAAAAGUCAUUAUCACUACGAGGCAAAUCGGCCGACGAUUUGGGUGACAGCUCGUCAGCGGUGGACUGCCAGGAAAAAUGUGAUACAGACCAACAUUCACCAACUGAGGAGACUGAUGGAAAACCAGAUAUAGACGAGCAAACAGGUGAUGAGUACGUCCUGACGCCGGACGAUGAGACAUUGAUCAGUCUAGUGCAAGCGGAGCUGUCAGGCUUCAUCGAGCGUGUGCUGCUGCCUAGAGCAGAGACAUGGGCGGAGGUGACACGACAACUAGCCAGGGAGCAGUCUGUGCGCGCGAGCGAAGCGUAGCUGCGUCUGCCAUCGCAUUGGCGUUACUCUUGGUCAGAUUAGUUGCUACCACAUUCACUUGCGAUACCAAUAUACCUUAAGUGUCAAAUCCCUAGGAGAAAUGAAUGUAAAUAUGAGAUUUGCAUUAUGGUGAAGGCCCUGGUAAUUUCACCUGUAAGUGUGUUACCCUUAUAUAUAUAUCUACGCUAUACCACGUAAUGUUAAGUGGACGCAUAUAAAUUUAUGCUAUUUUUUAUACCUGGCUUUCAUAGAGUUCCAGUGAGUGUAUUUUGAAAACAUAAGUGGCAUUGUUCAGGUGUAAUUGUGAAACCAAACCGAGCUAAGGAAACUUGGUUCAUAAAGAAAGUAGAAGUUACUACAGUUGAA
Molecule: messenger RNA, 2978 nt
Organism: Priapulus caudatus
Lineage: Eukaryota; Metazoa; Priapulida; Priapulimorpha; Priapulimorphida; Priapulidae
Product: radial spoke head 10 homolog B-like
Exons: 15
Coding region: 90-2612 (840 amino acids)
Source: RefSeq, a predicted model, not a curated record